CCCCUUGGCAGAAAAUACAAGAAAGAGCCAUCUCACGCAAUUUCCCUCCUAGAAGAGUCGUCUGUUUUCUUUUUUAAUCCUCCUCCAUUCUUCCAUCUUCCUCCUCCAUCAAGAACCUCAUCCUCCUCUACCAGGCUUCAUCUUUUUUUCUUAUUUCCACACACACAAAACCGUCACAAUGGUCAAAGCAGUUGUUGCUGGUGCCUCUGGAGGUAUUGGACAGCCUCUGUCCCUCCUCCUCAAGGCCAGUCCCCUCAUCGACGAGCUGGCUCUGUACGAUGUUGUCAACACUCCCGGUGUUGCCGCCGAUCUCUCCCACAUCUCCUCCCCCGCGAAGGUCACCGGCUACCUGCCCGCCAACGACGGCGCCAAGGCCGCUUUCAAGGAUGCCGACAUCAUUGUCAUCCCCGCUGGCAUUCCCCGCAAGCCCGGCAUGACUCGUGAUGACCUCUUCAACAUCAACGCUGGCAUCGUCAAGGGCCUGAUCGAGACCAUUGCCGAGGUUGCCCCCAAGGCCUUUAUCCUCGUCAUCUCCAACCCCGUCAACUCCACCGUCCCCAUUUCCGCCGAGGUCCUCAAGGCCAAGAAGGUCUUCAACCCCCAGCGCCUCUUUGGUGUCACCACCCUCGACAUUGUCCGUGCCGAGACCUUUGUUGCCGAGAUUGUUGGCGAGUCCCAGCCCCAGAAGCUGACCAUUCCCGUCGUCGGUGGCCACUCUGGCGAGACCAUCCUGCCCCUCAUCAGCAAGGCCAACCCUGCCGUCACCAUCCCCGCCGACAAGUACGAGGCUCUGGUCAACCGUGUGCAGUUUGGUGGUGACGAGGUCGUCAAGGCCAAGGACGGUGCUGGCUCUGCUACUCUGUCUAUGGCUUACGCCGGUUUCCGAUUCGCCGAAAAGGUGCUCCGCGCUGCCAAGGGCGAAAAGGGCCUUGUUGAGCCCAGCUACGUCUACCUGCCUGGUGUUCCCGGCGGUGAGGCUGUCGCCAAGGCUACCGGCGUCGACUUCUUCUCUGUCCCUGUUGAGCUUGGACCCAAUGGUGUCGAAAAGGUCACCAACCCCCUGGAGGGCAUCACCGAGCGGGAGAAGGAGCUCUUGGGCAAGGCUGUUGAGGGUCUCAAGACCAACAUCCAGAAGGGCGUCGACUUUGCCCACAACCCUCCCCAAAAGCUGUAAAUGUCCCAGACUCUAAUCCUCCCAUGCGAAGCCUUUCCCUGUCGGAUAGCCUCUCGUCCCAUUGAUUAUUAGUUUUCUGCUAGUUGCAUGAAGCUGAGUAAUGGAUUUGUUGGUGGGAAAGAAGUUGAGAGGCGGAUUUGGUGGUCGUCGCACAUGGCUCAUUCGUCCACCCCUCUAUGUUGUCACUUUCUCUUAGAUUCAGGUGCAAGGUCGUCGUAGCGGUUUGGUUACUAUGGCUUGGCGGGGAUGGUCUUGAUCUGGAAUAUGGCUCCCGGCAGCUCGUUGACUUCGGCUUGAACGGUGGCGUUGAUACCCAGAGCAGCUAAUGCGCCGCGAAUGAUGCCGCAGGGGAACCAUAGAAACUGGAAAAAAAAGUGUAAGCAAACGAUUACCAAGACUGAUGGUAUGUGAUUGUAUGGUCUCUUAGUAGUAGAGAAGGGAUGGUAUGUGAUUGUAUGGUCUCUUAGUAGUAGAGAAGGGCUUCUUGGACGUACAGGCUGUGCUCGGAUGACGGCUUGGCUGCCGGUUUCUGUGCUCA
Molecule: messenger RNA, 1712 nt
Organism: Trichoderma atroviride IMI 206040
Lineage: Eukaryota; Fungi; Ascomycota; Sordariomycetes; Hypocreales; Hypocreaceae
Biological process (GO): malate metabolic process
Cellular component (GO): cytosol; cytoplasm
Molecular function (GO): L-malate dehydrogenase (NAD+) activity
Source: RefSeq, a predicted model, not a curated record